This is a messenger RNA of Eurytemora carolleeae, 1721 nucleotides long. RefSeq lists its product as uncharacterized. The transcript has 11 exons. Lineage: Eukaryota; Metazoa; Arthropoda; Copepoda; Calanoida; Temoridae. The coding region runs from base 107 to 1549 and encodes 480 amino acids. The record is from RefSeq and is a predicted model, not a curated record.
AAACCAUUGGGUCACAGUCUACCCCUCAGUUGUUUAGAGUUGAAGUAGCGUUGAGGUCACUAAACCAGUAAACCUGAACACAAGGGACAAUCAGAAAACGUCCAGGAUGAGGGCAGUAUUACUGGCUCUGUGUUUUAUUCCUGUCAUUUUUGCAGCCUCUUUAACUAAAUUAGAGCAGGACCUUGACGCUGCAGCUGUUGAUGUUGAUACUGAGGCUGAACCUGAACCUGAACCCAUUGCUGAACCCUAUGAUACUGACGAAGAGAAUGACCUAACCCCAGAAGAAAUGCUAGUUUCACUUUUUGGAGAUGAUGAUAGGACGUCUCGAGAUGUAGAUGUAGUGGAUGAGGAUGAGGAUGAGAACCUCAAUGCUGUUGAUGAUCCGGAACUAUCUGAGGAUGAAUCAAUGGCUAAAUAUAUUCAGGACACAGACCCAAGUGAGGUAAAGAGAUUUAACGACUAUAUGGAUGCUAUAUAUAGAAGAAUGAAUGCAGCUCUGAGAGCAAAACUUAUGGAUCCAAUGGUUUUAAACCUGGAGGGGAACAAGAAAGAAAAGGUUAACAAGGAUGAGAAGAAAGAGAAGAAAGAAAAAUUGAAGAAGAUGACAAAGAGAGAAGCAGUCGAGGAGAAAGAAGAUGAAGAGAAUGAAGAAGAUGAAGUAGAUGUUGACAGAAAAGGAAACCCCGCAGGAGAGAAGAAAAAGGGAGGAAAUAAGAAAAAAGGAAACAAGAAAAAUAAAAACAAGAAAAAAGGAAACGAAAAAAAAGGAAACGGAAAAGGCAAAGAAAAGGAAAAAGAAGAAAAGGGUAAGAAGGGAAAACUGUCAGAUGAAGAAAAGGCGGCAAAGAAAGUAGAAAGAGAUAAAGCAAAGGGGGAAAGACAGAGGGCAAAGGCGGCUAAAAAUGAAAUGAAGGAAGGCAAGAUGAUGAAACCAAAGGGAAAGGGAGAAAGAAAAACCAAAAAGAUGAACCAGGAAGAGCAUACAGAGCAAAGAAGCCAUCACCAUAACAAAAAAGCUGAAGGAAAGAAAAUGGGAGGACCUCAUCGUAAAAGCGGAAAGGCUGAGAAUAACAAGAACGGAAAGGGAAAGAAGGAGUCAAAACAAGGAAAAAUGAAGAACAAGGAUGUUGAAAAAAUUGUCGGAACUCUUACUGGAAUAGCUUCACUAAGGAGAGAAGAACAAGUUGAAAUCUUCAGCGCUGAAGAUCAUAAAAUGAUCCAAUCUACUUUCACCGUUGGACCCCUUACUCUUGAUGUUACCAAAACGAGUGGACGAGGACAAGAGAGAAGUGAAAAAUCCGCUAACGCCAAAACAGCUGUCUUGAAGGGAAAAAUGAAGAUUAAGGUCAAGGCAGAUGGGUCAGCUCACGUAAAAUCUGUCGUCUUCGAAAAACCCGACCAGAUUGAGGUAGCUGGCAACUUGGGAAACCAGAAGCGCUCAGACAACAUCCUAAAGCAGUCUGUGCGCUCAAUGCGUUCUGUUGCCGCGCAACGUGUCCUGAAAAUGGCGCGAUUUGUCCUCAAGUCUGGUGCUACAAUUGCCCAGUAAACGAUUUGUCCUCAAGUCUGGUGCUACAAUUGCCCAGUAAAAUGUGAAACACACAUCUGUGUUUUCUGAAUCUCACAAAAAAAAACUAUUUGUUUUAUUGCACUGUAUUUACAUAAUUUAUACCACACUUAUUUGCUCAUUGCUUUUGUUAAUAAAAUAUAAAAGAACAAGA